This is a messenger RNA of Microsporum canis CBS 113480, 1179 nucleotides long. Its product is annotated as SirI. NCBI's taxonomy places the organism in Eukaryota, Fungi, Ascomycota, Eurotiomycetes, Onygenales, Arthrodermataceae. Gene Ontology annotation, molecular function: transaminase activity; pyridoxal phosphate binding. Bases 1 to 1179 code for a protein of 392 amino acids. The transcript has 4 exons. The record is from RefSeq and is a predicted model, not a curated record. Gene Ontology annotation, biological process: biosynthetic process; amino acid metabolic process.
AUGCCUUUUAUACCCACGUCAACAGACGCCUGCAAUGGCUACAUAAGGCCUGGUACUAUCGACCUUUCAAGAACAGAGAACUUCCUCCUGCGAGAGGAGCUUGCGGAGAUAGGCAAGACCACCAAAACACAUGAUUCCCAGUACCAUGACUGUGGAGAUUCAAGGCUGCUGCUGGAGUGUCUGGCAAGGCUCUUCAACAAUUAUUUCAACCCUUGUAUUCCGGUUAGUCGAUCACAUAUUGCUAUUGCUCCGGGUGCAGCUGGCUGCCUCGAUGCACUUCUGUAUAACAUUUGUAACCCUGGCGAUGGUGUCCUUAUGCCUGGCCCCCAGUGGGGUGACUCUGAGAUCGAGAUGAAUUAUACCUACCCUGGUGUAAAGACUGUAACAGUCAACAGCAACACUUGUGGGACAUCCCAUCAUUUUCUCAGAGCAUUAAACGACGCCAUCGACAGUGCCCCCUGCAAAAUCAAGGCUCUGAUUCUAAGGAACAUGAGCAGUUCAUUCGGUGAAUGCUAUCCGCAGGAGUUCCUUGAAAUAGCCCUUAAAUUCUGCCAACAGAGGCGCAUCCAUUUCAUCUCUGACGAAGUAUAUGCCCUGACUUCCUUUUCUUGUGCGGAAAUUUCGGAUCCUGUUCCUUUCGUGUCUGCCUUGGCUUUAAACGCGCGAGCAUUGGGGUGUGACCUGUCAAGGAUACAUACUAUCUGGAGCAUCAGCAAAGAUUUUGGAGCAACGGGGGUUCAAGUUGGCAACAAAGAACUUAUCCGUGGGCUUGCCAAUGCCCCAAAUGCCAGGAUCACACCUGCAUCGCAUGCCUUUGCUGCCUCCCUUCUUUCCAGCCCUAGGCUUCCUAUCUUGAUUGCUCUUAACUCUGCCGGACUGGCUGAAUGCUAUAUGCUCAUCACCUCCUUCUUUGUACGGCAUGGCAUCAAGUAUAUCCCCGUCAACGCAGGUCUGAGUAUAUUCGCUCGUUUGGCACCUAAUGCAAGGUCGCGGGACGACGAAACGGAGUUCGUGCAGCUUUUGAAGAACGCGGGUGUCAUGGUCAACAAUGCUGGAGGAAGUUUUCAUAAGACGUUCAAGGAGAAAGGAUGGGUACGGAUAUCCUUCUCUGUCGAACCACAUCAGCUGCAUGAGGCUCUGGGACGUAUCGAGCUCGCCUUGGGAUUGGAUUUGAGGUAG